Molecule: messenger RNA, 4630 nt
Organism: Lingula anatina
Lineage: Eukaryota; Metazoa; Brachiopoda; Lingulata; Lingulida; Lingulidae
Biological process (GO): calcium ion transport
Cellular component (GO): plasma membrane
Molecular function (GO): monoatomic cation channel activity
Source: RefSeq, a predicted model, not a curated record
AGAAAUACUGAAACAGCAUUCGGAUAAAAUGAAGCCAUCAACGCACUUUACACUGGUGGCGUCUUUCUUGGCGCUCCUGAUCCUCAUUUCACGAGCUCAAGGUGGCUACGUCGGCUGCUACGAGGGUAGGACGGGCGGUGUCUCUGCCGGACGCUACAAUACUUCGACCGUAGAUCCUACCACGUGUCAAACCACGUGUGGCACUCAGCAGUUCUCUUACGCCCGCCUGUACGACGGGCGGUACUGUUUCUGCUCCAACGCCUUGCCCAGCGUCUUAGUGAAUGACAGCCAUUGCGAUGACCCCUGCACCGGAGAUGCCCUUGAGAAGUGUGGCGGGGACAGGCACGUCAGCGUCUACCACGUUGGUGCCGAGAUCCAGGGUUUACGCGUCACUGCCGGGGUGUUUACCGCGGGUGUGGAAGGGGCCAUAGAGGUCGCCGUCACCAAGGGCAGUGGAGUGGUGUAUGAGGUGGAUUACGGGGACGGCACUGGGAGGACGGAGGCGAACGCUACCGAUUUUGACAGGAAGACUUACGUCAUGCCGGGACGUUACGCCGUUACCGUGUACGCCAGAAACGCCGAUGGAACCUAUGAGAACAAGUCCACUGCAGUGGCGGUGUCUGUGCACGAGCCUGUGCAGGGGGUACAGCUGGUCUGCCCCCAGCUGAUUGGCGUCUUGCAGGAAGUCCGCUGUAACGGCACUGUCAACGCCGGCAGUGACAUGAAGGUGACAGUGAAAUAUGGGGACAUGCAGAACGAGACCUUUGCCAUUGCUGACGCGGGUCACAGUACUGUGGGACCCUCAAUCCCCGAGCACGCGUCCACUGUAGACAGCACCAGCUCUAACGACGUCCAUCUCAUGCCUCAGUCCGAGGUAAUGGACCCAGGCACCAUUACAGCGUGGGAGUACUAUGCGGACAUUCCCGGGAAUGUGGCUUUCUUGAUUUUCCGUCCCAAGUGUCCGACCGGAGAACAAUACUGUCACGUGGAGAAUAUAUGCAACAGCACGUGCACUUUGUCGCCUAGGCAACACAGCUGCUCCAACGGAUUGUUUUCGUCAGUGCGGGGCAGUUGCGUUAACGCCACAGGCGGGGUUAGUACGGAGCCAGAUCGAUCGUCAGCCAGACCACCCGAGUAUACCAUAGUUGAGUCUAUCAGUCACGUGAUCGCAAGUCGUGGAUAUGGGGUUCUUAGUCCUAGCAAUGCAGUGGAUGUGACAUAUGGUGACGUCAUUGGGUACCGCGGGAUUGCGGGGCUCUUGGGAACACGUGUGACGUCGAGGGGAGAGCAACCAGACUUGAACUACACCGCCAUCACCAACGCAGUCAUUGGGGACGUCCUCACGACCAGCAAUUUUGCUGGAUUGGUGCAGCACCGUCACCUCCUGCGCGUGGUGACGAGACGCCCUUCAAACGUCCUGAUAUUCCACAAGUACGCCAGCGAGGGCCAGUACCGGGCGGACUUCGCCGUAAGCAAUGACAAGAUCAACUCCACUGUGACCGUCUCGUCCCAGAUCGAAGUGUGGCCGGCCAUUAAUCAGACGCUUCUUGAUGAGCCACCGGCUUACGCUGAAAUAUCGAAACCCAUUAACUUCACACUGUUGCCUCACACGGGCCGUAAUUUGACAUAUGAGUGGACGUUCAGUGAGGGUACCGCUGUCUCCACCACCAUUCCCAGUGUCACCCACACUUACACAACCAUCGGGCCUCACAACGUCAGCGUGCGCGUCUUUAACGGCCUCUUCGAGAACAGCACCUCGUCCUCGCUGGUCAUCCAGGAGCCCUUGCAAGGGGUGGACAUCAUCACUGACCACGCUCAACUUAACACUCUUCACAACAUCACUCUGAACGUGACCGGCGGGACAGAAUACUCUUGCGACGUGGACUUUGGGGACGACACCUCGGUAGUGACGAUUCCAGUCUCCCAGCUGGUUGGGAUGGUCCAGGUGGGGCACGUGUACACCAUAGGCGGAAUUCACACGAUCAUCGUGUCUUGCUACAACAUGAUCAGCCGGGUCAACGCCACCCAUGAUAUCCCCCUGGGGGUGCCAAUCACAGGGCUGCGAUUCCUCAAGGAGUCCGCCAUAGUCGGCGUGCCGUACGAGAUAACGUUUGCCAUAGACACGGGCUCUAAUGUCACUUUCGAACUGUUCUUUGCCGGGACACCUAUCACUAGUGUGAGAUUCGACCCCAACACCAUGACUGGUGAUUGGGGUGCAGGGUUGUACACCAGCGCCUCCCCCUCUGUCAAUGAGCUCACUUUACGGGCUAUCAACACGGUUGGCACGGAAGAGAUAUCCGUCAAUUUCACCACGGAAGAGGCGAUCCCUCGGCCUACGCUGUCCGUGGAUCACACGAUGUUCCAGGUGGGCGGUACGGCCACUUUCAAGCUGAUGAUUACAGCGGGCACCAGCGUAUCUAUCGUGUGGGACUAUGGAGAUGGCAGCAGAGAGACAUAUUCCAUACCGGUCACGUCUGCCUGGGUGCAACAGGUGCCAAGCUUGUCAAUCACGCGAAACCACACCUACGCCGCAGGGGGCACGCCCAUCGCUACGAUCAUAGUAGCUAAUGCAUACAGUAACCACACGUUUACACAGCAGAUAGACGUCAUAACACCAAUUUCCAAUUUGAGCCUUGCAAGCAACAGUCCCGUUGCUUACAUACCACCAGGAACUGCCUCUAUCAUGGUACUACAAGGGGGCGGAGCACCCGUUGCCGGGGCAACCAUCAAGAUUGACUGGGGUGAUGGAACGGCUGUGGAAGUCAAAGACCUGGACGUCGGUUUCAACUACUACCACGAGUACGAAGCCAAAGGCAACUACCGAGUCACCGCCAAUGUUUCCAACCCGAUUAGCUUCAUGUGGCUUGAAACUGGUUUUCUGGUUGCGGAACCGGUCACCGACCUCCGACUGAGCACCGUGCCCCCUCAUGUCCCGGUCGGACAGCCUUGUGUGCUGGUCUUGACCAUGUACCAGGGAGAGAACGUCACGUUCUACGUGGACUUUGGUGAUAGUUCCGGACUUGUAACCAAAACAAGAGAAGGCACUACCCCGUUGGACGAGGACACAGUCACUCACUCGUACUCUACCACAGGGAACUAUACAAUCACCGUGAUAGCCAGCAAUAUGAUGGGGAACACCACCAAGACGUACGUGAUAGCGGUCCAGAACCCUGUGCAAAACGUCACCUUUGACGUCAGUUCCGAUGCCCCCAGGCUAGGCAUUGGUGCAGUACAAAUAACCAUAGAUUUCACUACGAGUCCACCAAGCCAUGACAUUCCCAGUGAGGCGACUAUUUCUGUGGAAUGGGAAGCCGGGCAAAUUGACAGCCUCCCCUUUGACUGUGCGGCUAACUGCCAAAGGGUACUGUCACACACCUUUAACGUACCUGGCGUCCACACCAGUAAUGUCACCAUCUAUAAUCUGGCCUCCACGGUCACCUACACUGUUGAUACAAGCGUGUAUGAAACCAUCACGUCUAUCGGGGCAACGGCAAUGUACCAACCUCUGAUCCCGAUAGGUGGCCCUGAUAUCGUUGGAAUCGGACCAAAUCGGGUCGCAUUUCCUUUGAACCGACCAGUCAAAUUCCACGUCAAUACAUCAGGUACUGUAAAAGAUUAUGAACUCACGGCCCAUGAUGAGAAUCUCAACGUUGUCUUGCACUGUAUUCAUACGUCCUGGCCGCUGACGACACUGUUUGAUACGGCCAAUAACUAUACGGUGAAUAUAACGGCACGAAAUCCGUUUUCUUCUGAGAGCGUCGUUCUGAACAUCUAUUUGGGGGAGCCAGUGGAUAUCCUCGAGAUCAAAGAGAACGGCACAACGGUCACAGGCCCCGGGGAAAACAAGACAUUUUUGGUCGUCUUCAACUCUACUGGUUCCGACUCCUGUGUGUACGUAGCUUUCGACAACGACCCGUAUGGCGUGUACGGAUGGCGCGACGCCUGCUACAAGAACUAUGCGUCGUCCGUGCCAUAUCUGGGUGUCAUUCCCGUAGGUGUCCUCUCUAUCACUACUGUGUUUCCUGACAUAGGGGACCACCAGAUGAGCGUCCGAGGUUUCAAUCCUUUCACUGACACCACCGUCAACUUGAGUUUUCCUAUCUCCAAUGUGCAGUGCCAGAAGCCCCAAGUCUCCAUAGACCAACAGAAGGAGUUGUUCUAUGACCCGCGAGUCGUGCACAUGAAGGACAGCUUUCAACUAACCGGGAUCACGGUGAUUAAAUGUCAAGUUACUCUACUUAACGACAAACAAUGGACGCUUGAAGAGGUGGACGGCACAACCGGUGACACCAUCAGAACCAUUGACAUAUCCUCGAUUCCAUCGGCCAUGAGUGAGGAGAUCGUCCUUCCGAAGAGAUAUCUUCCCUAUGGGGUCUACAAGUUUACCUUCACGGUUCAGAUGCGGCGGGACCAGUUCCCAGAGGGAGACAUAUUUGAGAGAUCUACUGCGACGCACGUGCGCGUGUCCGAGUCCCCUCUUGUGGUGGUUGUAUUGGACGGGGGUCUUACUAAAGUAAAGCGUGGACACGGUAGGAAUAUAACGUUAUCUCCGGGAGUGUACUCAAAGGACCCGGAUUUAGACCCGACCGCUGACCAGGUGCGUAUGCCAUGUUACAGCCUGUUCUUUUGA